UGUACUUUUUAGGGUCCUAAGCUGACUCUGUACCUUUUAGGGUCAAUUUUCGAACAACGGGAAGAAAAAUCGAAGAAGUGUUACAGCCGUUACGGAUAACACGUAGGGAGUCGAACGAAAAAUCCUGCUGGAUUCAUGACUCUUUACAUGAGACUUUACACAAUACACACUUGAUGUCAGUGAUCCACCUAGAAGAAAGUCAAAACAUCGGUCUUUGACAGAAUUGAAGAUCGGGGAAAGUAGGAACUAGAUUGAAACCGCCAGACAGCUGCUCAAACUAAAUACGUCAUGAAGCACGCCGCCUAUUAAAGCACAUUGAACAAGCCUGUACAUCAAAACUAGAGUCURAUAGUUCACACUGACCAACUCUCCACAAAUUAAUUCCAAAGAUGACAACAACUUGCCCCUAGCGAAAGGCUCCCUGGCGAGACAUUAUGAAUUAUAGUACGAAAUUCUGAUCGCUACAAUAACUUAUUUUUGUGCAAGAUUAGCAUUAACUCACUUUUGGUGGCGAGAGUGUUGGUUUCUGAUACUGGAAUUCCUAUAGCAAUGAUAUACCUUAGUAGCACAAAGGCCAGUCAACUAAUCUGUACUGGAGUGUCUGAGUUCUGCAUUGGAGGAGUAAUUUUAGGACUUGCUUAUACUAUUAGCUUUGGAAAGUAUGAAUUAACAUCAAUUGUUGGAAAAGGGUGUCCAUUUUGGGCUGGAAUACCGACAGUUGUCACUGGAAUAAUUGGAAUUAUCACUGGAAUUUACAAAAGGAAAAUACUGCUGAAGGUGUUUUUGGGCCUGUCCAGCAUGUGUCUUGUGCUUGGAGUUCUAGUAACUGCCGUCGUCGGACUCAUGCUGAAUGAUUGGCGCACAAGAGGACAAUGUAGAUUUGCGUUCUGCUCUUUCGACGAACCUUCAAUUUUGCUAAUUAUCCUCGUGAUUUGCUGGGUAUUGAUGUCCAUUAUGGCGUUAACUGGAAUCUUAGAGGCAUGUUUCCCACUGGUGUGCCACGACGAGCAUUCAGUCAGGAAUACAGCUCUACAAAAUGGUUAUCCAAAAAGACUAGAUAACUACGGCUCUCAAGACGGAGCUCAAUUAGACAUCGGAUUACGGCAGCCAUUACAAACAACUGUGUAAACUUAUGGAGAAAUACUACAUGCAAAUGACACUAGUUAUAGAUGACUAUAAGGAAGAAGGUGGAGUUCCAAGUUUCGAACGACUGUUCAAAAAAACCGAUCCAGGUCGUAAAACCGAAGAUUGGGAUUAGAUAGCCUUGCAAAAUGUCAAGUAGAACUCAGGAGGAACUACAAGUUGACGAGCUAUAGUUUGCCAUGACUAUCCCUAUAGUCUUAAUGCCGAUCACUGGGACUGCUGACUGGAAUUCAAAUAACACAGGAGUCCAAGACUAUCACAGACGCUUAUGAUAAGAUACGUUUCUGCUGUUCAGUUGAAGUUGAGUGGGGAUCAUAUUUAGAUCUCGGGAGAAGAGUACUGAGAUGCUCAGCGGUGCGGCGUACGGGAUUUUAUUCACGAGUUGUUUGUAUAUCMUUGAAUGAACGAGCGAGUUUAUGAUGCAAAGAACGAGUGAAUAAAAUCCUGUACGCCGCACUUUCCAUGCUAUAAUCUGUUUAUUAUAUAUAUAAAACGAGACUUUCAUUCGGCAUACCUUUUAAUAAGCUUGUGCAACUAUCAUGAGAAAUAAACUCAAUACAUAAGCUAAAGCUUACGUAGAUAAGGGCCUGUUCACACUGUAACAUAAGCAGAAGCGGAAGAAUUGCAUUUGGUAUGUGUGAACCGGGGAAAACAGAAGCAGAGACAGAAGCAGAUGAAAAUGAAAACUUUUUCAUUUUCUUCUGCUUCUGCUUAUGUGAACCGGGACAUCAUAAGCAAAAGAACAUGCUUCCGUCAAGUGUGAACAAGCUUCUGCUUGAUAAUAAACUUUAUAUAAAGCUCACAAAUAAAUAACAAAAUUGACAGUUCUAGUGUACGUAAAAACUCCACUGAAGCUGUAAAAACGUGUACAGGUUAAGACAAUAGAUAAAAGUUUUUCGUCCAGAAAGAACCUACUUCGUGGUCUGUACACGAGACACCGCGCUGCAAUUUCCUUCUUCAUUGGAGCUGAUUUUGCUUGGCUAUACAAGUACAUCUCUUGUCUUACUAAAGUCCAUGCUUUCAUGUUCCUUUUGGAUGACAAAACUGAACUUAAUUUUCAUGAAGAAAAACCAUCGUACUUUGCUUUAGCUAUGUUUGCUUUCCUGUUCACUAAUAAACUUGUCAAAUGUGGAAUUUUGAUCAACAAACACA
Messenger RNA from Exaiptasia diaphana, 2295 nucleotides. RefSeq lists its product as uncharacterized. Gene Ontology annotation, cellular component: membrane. Bases 550 to 1128 code for a protein of 192 amino acids. The record is from RefSeq and is a predicted model, not a curated record. The transcript is spliced from 6 exons. NCBI's taxonomy places the organism in Eukaryota, Metazoa, Cnidaria, Anthozoa, Actiniaria, Aiptasiidae.